CACUCUAAAAUACAAAAAAACUAAACCACAAUAAUACCAAAAUAUAUAUAUAUAUAUAUUUAUAUAUAUAGAAACCCUAAGUGCGUGAGUGAACUUUUUUUCCAGUGUCCGUGUGUGCGUGUGUUUGCCAGCUGCCAUGAAAGUGUGCAAUAAAUAGAAACUUGGGAAUUCUCCAACUUUUGACGACAAAAACUAGGAACUCCAAAUCGCAGUAACACAGUAAAGUGCAAAGUACCGUCGGCAAAAAUGCAGGCCACCAAAAUGCGAACGCCCUUCGCCAUUCAGGAGAUUCUGGGACUUGGCGCCUACCAACAACAGAAUAACAACAAUGCCAGUGCCACGCCCACAGAGGCGCCGCCCUCGCCGGCAGCCACGCCCCCGCCGGCUGCAAGUACGCCCGUUAAUGGGUCUUCUUUAACCGCCGGACAGCAGCAACAACAACAGCAGCAGCAGCAACAACUGCAGCAGCAACAGCAACAACAGCAGCAGCAGGUUAUAGACAACUUAAGGGAAUCCCGUUCGAUAUCGCCCGAUGUCUCCAGAUUAUCGGCGGCUGCAGCGGCUGCGGCGGCGGCCGCCGCCCACUGCCAACUGCCCGUCUUCAAUCCGGCCAACUUCUAUGCCGCCGCCGGAUAUGCCGCUGCAGCGGAUCCGGGAAACGCGGCGGCCGCCCACCAUCACCACAUGACCACCUUGGCGGCGGCCGCCUAUCUCCGGGGAUUCCUGCCGCCCGGAUUCAGUACGCCCCACGAGUUCCGGGGGCACUUUCAGCAGCACUUCGGCGCCCAGUUUGCAGAACAAGCUGCCGCACGUGGUCAGGAGUAUGCCAGCAGCUUGGCCAAUGCCAGUGGCGAUGAGCAGUCGCCCAGCAAAAAUAGCAGUUCUUCGGGCAACGGAUCCGGGGGCUCGGGAUCUGGAGGUUCUGGAGGAUCAGGAUCGGGAUCGGGAUCGGGAGCUAACCAGACCUCCAAUGGCCUGGGACAUUUGGGCUCGCCAACGACCAGCAAUGGUGGAUCUGGCGGGGGUACAUCUGGAUCGGGGGGAACUUCCGGUAGCAGCUCCGCCACAUCCGGCGGCAACUCUGUUGGAAACUCUGCCGGCAACCGCUCUUCGCCCGCUGGUCCGCAUCACUCGGCCGCUCUGGCCGCCCACCAACAUGCAGCGGCUGCUGCGGCCGCCGCUCAUCAUCAUGCCGCUGCCGCCGCCGCCGCCCAUCAUGCCCACCACGCCCACGCGCAGGCACACGCCCACGCCCACGGCCAUGCCCAUGUUCACGCCCAUGUCGCCCACGCCGCCCAUGCAGCCCACGCCCAUCACGCCGAGGCGUUUCUGGGAGCGGCCGGCGGGGCUGGAGGCAAUCCCAACAGUCUGCUGGCCGCCCAUGGCGGCGAUGUCCUGGUGGGUCCUGGCGGCACCGGACCCGGUGGCAAGAAGAAGAACAAGAGGCGCCACGGCAGGACGAUCUUCACCAGCAGCCAGCUGGAGGAGCUGGAGAAGGCCUUCAAGGAGGCCCACUAUCCGGACGUCAGUGCCCGGGAGCUGCUGUCCAUGAAAACCGGACUGGCCGAGGAUCGCAUUCAGGUGUGGUACCAGAAUCGACGGGCCAAGUGGCGGAAAACGGAGAAGUGCUGGGGCCACAGCACCAAAAUGGCCGAGUACGGACUGUACGGGGCAAUGGUGAGGCACUCGCUGCCCUUGCCGGAGACCAUCAUCAAGUCGGCCAAGGAGGACGAGUCGGUGGCCCCCUGGCUGCUCGGCAUGCACAAGAAGUCGCUGGAGGCCGCCGAGCUGCUGAAGAGCGACGAAAGCGACCGCGAGACCCCCACUUCCGAUGACACGAACACCAGCUACUCCGCCGGCAGCACCCACAACUCGCCGAUCUCCAGUUUCUCGAUCUCGCGGCUGCUAUUCGAUGCCCCACCGCCGGCGGCGGGCUCCAAGGGGCACGGGCAUGGGCACCAUCACCACCAGAAGGGGCACCACCACCACGCCCAUGUGCACGCCCAGGCGCAGGCGCACGCCCACAUGCUGUUGCACCACCAGCAGCAGCAGCAGCAGCAGCAGCAACAGCAGCAGCAACAGCACCAUUUGCAUGGCGCAGAGGUUUCCUUGCAGCAGCAGCAAGGAUCCGCAGCAGGAUCAGCGGCUGGGCCACCUGCCCACCAUCCCUACAAUCAGCAGCAGCACCUGCAUCACCUGCAGCAACUGCAGCAGCAGCAGCAGCAACAGCAGCAGCAGCACAACCACCACCACCAGCACCACCAGGUGCACCACAUGCACCACCACAAUGCAGCGGGAUACGCUGAGGCGGCGGUGGCCGCGGCAGCAGCCGCAGCAGCUGUUGCGGCCGCAGCAAAUGCCCGGAACGCAGCAGCCGCCGCAGCAGUGGCAGUGGCCAACGCAUCCGCAUCAGCAUCAGCAUCCGCAUCCGCAUCCGUGACCAUUGCCGAGUCCGAGGCGGAGGAGGAGCAGGACGACAUCGAGGACAUGGAACUGGACAAGGACUGCGAGGUGGAGGAGGAGGUGGAGCCCGUGGAUAACGAUCACAACAACGACAACGAAGGGGACGCAGACGCAGAUCCCGAAAUAGACAUUUGCGACGACCACGACGAGGAGGUGCGUCUGCAGGAGCAGCUCCUCUUGAAAGUCAAGCAGGAGCAGGCCCACCACGGACCCAGAUGAAACAUGUACAUCGAUGUGUUGUUCUAAGGACAACGAUAAAUAUAAAUAUAUAUACAAAUACAGGCUAAAUGCAAUGAACAUUAUUUCGAGCAGAAAUGAAAUGAGCUUUUUACACCGGGUUGCUGUGCUUUGACAUACAAAUACGCAACCCAGUGUAGAAAUCAUAUAUAAAUUAAACACAUUACAUUCAUAACUAAAAU
Messenger RNA from Drosophila gunungcola (fruit fly), 2882 nucleotides. RefSeq names its product hormone receptor 4 (gene Vsx1). Gene Ontology annotation, cellular component: nucleus. Gene Ontology annotation, biological process: regulation of transcription by RNA polymerase II. Lineage: Eukaryota; Metazoa; Arthropoda; Insecta; Diptera; Drosophilidae. Gene Ontology annotation, molecular function: DNA-binding transcription factor activity, RNA polymerase II-specific; sequence-specific double-stranded DNA binding. Bases 247 to 2682 code for a protein of 811 amino acids. The record is from RefSeq and is a predicted model, not a curated record. The transcript is spliced from 3 exons.